AUGUCUUCCAACUUACUUGAGAAAUACUCCAACUUAAACUUGUCUAUUGAAAGUAUCGAUAGUCUUGAAGGCCUGGAAAGAAGAGAUAGCGCAACCAGUGAUAUCACCGUCAGCGACAGCAAAGACAACUUGAGCAUUCUUGAAAAAAACAUCGAUAAUAUUAUUACCGACUCUUGUUUAGCAGCCGCCUUCGACAAGUACUCGAUUAGUGAUGCCCCUAACAAUGCAGGCAUUGUUAGAACUCCAUCUGGUGAAACCCCUGUCGAGAACUUUAUGCACCCAUUCAUAGAGCUGUUCAACUCCAAAUUGAAAUGUCUUAGCGAUAGAAUCUACAUGUUAAACGUUGAUAACUUGAUAGAUUUAAUGACCUUUUACUAUGGGCCACAGAACCCUUUGGACGAUGGUCUCUUUCCUUACUUGCAUGGUUUGAAGGACUCCAGACUGAGAAUCUUUUUCAACUCGGGGUUCAAAAACUCAAAUGGUGACCAGUUUGCAGUCGAAGACUUUCCUCACCUCGAUGUGGAACAUUUUCCAGCUAUCAGCCAGUUACAUAUGAUGUUUUUAAACACCCAGGAGGAGUGUGGAGACUUUCAAUUGAAUAAUUCGGUGUCAUAUGAGGAGUUUGUGGAUUGCUCAAAUGCCUACAUCGAAGACAUGAAUAAUGAAGUUUGUGGAGAAUUGAAUAACCGCAACUAUAAGAACCAACUUCAUGUCUAUAGUAAGAUGUGCCAUUUGGUGCUCUACAAUAACACCAACAACUUGAAUGUGAACCUAAACAAAGCGUUGGAAUUGAACACAAGCAAUAACAUCUACAUUGUCAACUUCAACAACCGUCUCUGGAAUAUAAUUCCGGAACACUUCACUAAUGAGUCGAACUUUGAACUGAUUCACCAACUCCCAAUCAAUUCCAUCAAUAAUCAAGUAUUCAAUUGUCAGUUACUCAAAUGGGAGCAAAAUCUCUUGUGGAAGUUCAACUCCAUGAAAUGGUUCAACAGAAACGUUUGCAUUGGAAACUUGAUAGACUACAAUUACUUGGCCAACAUCGACCACAACUUCGAGAUGAUCAUCAAUUGUAAUGAAUAUUGCAAAAUACCAAAGUCAAUUGGUGAAUAUUCGGAAUUCCCCAGUUCUGGUUAUUUGCACUUUGAACACAUGAACUUGGCAGAUAUAAUUAACUUUUUGAACUUGCUCAAGACUAUCAAGGCACUCCACGACAGAAAUAAACAGGUUUUUGUUUUUUCCUUUGACGGGUUCACAGGAUUAACUACGUUGACCUUGGCUAUCGGUAUGAUGUUGUCGGACAUGAGUCUUGAAGAAGUCAUAAUGGAUUUAUAUUCCACUAAGAACUUGAAGUUCUAUUACUUCAAAUCGGAUUUGAUAUUCUUGAAAAAAAUGGAAAAGUUCAUCAACUAUAGCAAAAGACAAGUGGGAAUGAUCAAGUUCAUCAACUACAACGAACUCGAGACGCCAAAGGUUCGUGGUGAUUUGGAUUGGUUUAAUUACAACAAGGAUAACAACUUUCCUUGCAACAUACAUAAGAACAUCUACUUGGGAUCAGUGAACCAUGCCAACUCUAAAACCGUCUUGAAUUGUAUGAAGUUCAACAAGAUUGUGUCUGUGGGAUCCAAACCUCAAUGGCUUGAUAUUGAUGGCCACAAGCCAGUAUUUCAAUACAAGAAUAAACAAGACGAGAUAAUCAGCAUAUAUGAUAUCAAGAUCCAUGAUGAGGGUUUACCAUACUUGACGUCAGCAUUGUACAUUGACAAUCUUAAAGAUGAUGGUAAAGAUGAGAUUCUUCCGUUGUUGAUCGAGGUGCCGGACCAUAUACAACUAAAAUACUUGCUGAACCCCGACCAGUCGAUGAAGACGUUUUAUCAUUGUCAGAUUGGAGUAUCUCGCCUGGCAUCUUUGGUGAUUGCAAGUUUGAUGAGAUUCCAAAAACUAUCACUUAUAGAGAGUUACAUGAUAACCCGGAUCAACAGAUUUAACAUUAUCAUCCAGCCCAACUUGAGAAUCUUCUACGAUUUGUACUUGUAUGAGAACUACUUGAAUAGCCUCAAAGGUAGAUCCAGAUCAUACACCUGGUACCACUUAUGCAACGAGAUAUUCAAAUUGAAUAGAAAUUAUAUAGAGUGA
This is a messenger RNA of Yamadazyma tenuis ATCC 10573, 2136 nucleotides long. RefSeq names its product Pps1p (gene PPS1). Lineage: Eukaryota; Fungi; Ascomycota; Pichiomycetes; Serinales; Debaryomycetaceae. The record is from RefSeq and is a predicted model, not a curated record. Gene Ontology annotation, biological process: nuclear DNA replication; protein dephosphorylation. Gene Ontology annotation, molecular function: protein tyrosine/serine/threonine phosphatase activity.